Momordica charantia (bitter melon) is the source of this 2588-nucleotide messenger RNA. RefSeq lists its product as uncharacterized. Lineage: Eukaryota; Viridiplantae; Streptophyta; Magnoliopsida; Cucurbitales; Cucurbitaceae. The record is from RefSeq and is a predicted model, not a curated record.
UCCAACUCUAGCCGCAACAUGCUCAACACUCCCGUUUCUCCUCAUUUUCCCUUCGUUUUCUCGCACCUAAUUCACUUUCCCGGACUCACUCUCUGAUCCGAGUCUGUUUGGUGGGAUGUUCAAAUGGUCUUCUCUGUGUACAGAUUGGUGUCUUCGUUCGAGGGGCUUUUAGGGUCCUUGAAGAUGUUUGGCGGCGGCUGUAGUGAAUCGUCUGCGGUUCGUAGUUCGGUUGUGGUAGGGGUUCGGUAAUGGAUGCUGUAGAAUUGACUUAUCCGGUGGAUGUGGCGGCGCCGAAGCUCAUGGGACCAGACGGCUCUGUCAGAACCGGGGUAACAAUCGAGGAGGUGGAGUUGUGCGAGUCGGAUCGCGUUUCUGCCCCUCCAAGCUAUUCAUUUCAGCAUUUUAGCUCGUACGGUAGUCAAAAAGCUGGGACAAGCUCUAUCAAUGAUGUGGGUUCUGUUUCUUUGGAUAAGAUCCCUGAUGGAGCAGUUUCUAAGGAUGGUGAAGGCACAUCUGAAGAUCUUGAAAGUAGGAACAAAAGAAGUCUUUUGUUCACUUCAAGCCCAGGAGUACAGCAACGUAAAUCAUUAAAGGUGUCGAGGAGUAGUAGUAGUAGUUUAUGUUCUAAGAGGCCACGUGUAGUUCGUUUGGAAGAUUCUUUAUUCUUAAGUGGAGCUGAUGAUGUAAAAGAUACAUCUGAUAAGCUUGGAUCGUAUCUUAAAAAGUGCAGCUCUCAUGAAACAGAGAAAGCUCAAUUGCUGAAACAGAAGAGUAGCCUAAGCAGCAAGCGGGGUGAUAAGAGAAAUCUCAAAGUGUCAUUGAAGACAAAAUUUGAUUCACUCUCUAUAAAUGCUGGAAAUGGCUCAGCUGCAGCAGGGAGCAGUUUUCUUGCACUAUAUGGGCUGAAAUCAGAUGUUCAUGAUUUUACAAAGCUUGUGGAUGAUCCACCGCUGAAUGAUCUUCUUGAUGGCAGUUAUGACUCUGCUAGUUUAAGUAUAGACAAAGGUAAAAAAGACACAAAUGUAAAUGAAUGUUUUCUGCAGUCAGUUAGAAAAGCUUGUUCUGUUCUUCAGCUCCCAUGGCCUGUCCACCCACAAAAUAUUGCGGAGUCAGAGGGCUGUUCUAACAGUAAACCAUCCACAAGUAUAGUGAGUUAUGUUUCAAGCAUGGAAGAAGGGGUGAAUUUUGAUGUAAAAGAACCUAUUGCAACAGAUUCACCUUCAUUAAACAAGGUGCGAGAUGCCUGUAGCAAUUCUGAAACUUUGACCAAUCCGCUUGAUUUUAAGUUGUACAAACCUGAUGACAUGUUUGUGAAAAUGGGCCUUCCCCUACCAAAGGACUUAGAGUCUUUGCUCCAGGAUGCAAGCAAGUCCUCUGUAUCUUCUUCAAAGAAUGUAACAGAUUUACGUUCAGCGAAGCAACAAUCUCGUCGAGCAAUGUUGCAACCAUUUCCAUGGUCGCAUUCUUUUAAUGGACAUUCUAAAUCAAAUUCUGAUUCAUCCAAGUUUUCUGCAAAUAGGACUACAUGUCCUGGUAGGUGGUGGCGAAUUGGGAACUUUUCCAGCAUCCCCAGUGCUACUGCUGAUUGUUUUACGAAAGAUUUGGAAUCAUUGACUUUUAAUCAGAGUUUAUUUCCUUCAACAAUGAGAGUUGUUGGACCUGAUGAUAGAAGGUCCUCGUCUGUAUCUGUUAAUCACCAUCAAUGUGGAUGGGAUUCCCUGUCUUCUGCAAUUUGUUCGAAAGCUUCCUCUGUGCUUGUGGAAUCUCGAGGGAAGACGAAUUAUGAGGCAAAUGAUCAGCAGUGUCCAAAAGUAAUAGCUGCUGCUAAAACUCUGUACGACAUUGCAACUUAUGCUGCAUCAAGGCAGAACAUAGACGGGAUAGUAAGGUGGCCAAAAAAGCCUUCACAAAAGUCCAUGAGAGCUCGCAAGUUGAAAUCAGAGGAAACUGAAGAGUUAUAUGCCGCGCCUACAUAUGGAUUGUGGUCUGACAAUCCGUUUAAGAGUGAGGGCCAUAUGCAUUCCUCAAAGAAGCCAAAGCUAGGAACAACAGAGAGUAGAAGGGACCUUGCUCAUACAAAUUGCAGAAGAGGACCAUUGAAUUGGGCCACACCCAGAUCAAGUAGAUCAUCUCCAAGCAAGUUCGUUCGGGAUUCGGCUUCGGAUGCUAAACAUUCAACCUCCGGCAUUGUAAAACCAUCAUCUAUGAUGCCUCCACCAGCAACAACUCUUUUAUGCAAGGGUGGCGAGGGUCAACAGAAAACGCGAAAACUAAUGCUGAUGGAUUGGAAAAGAGGUGGAGGAACAGGUUAGUUUGAUCAAGAAACUCUAAUUUCAUAUCCCACCAAAGAAUGUGUUUAUUAAAUUAGAAUCACUGCUCUGGCUGGGGUAGUGGCGAAACUGGUUGGUUGUACAUAAUAUUGUUGUAACUUGGUGGAUUGAUUAUUGUAAUGCUCCGUCCUGAAUAGUGACACACGCUUUCUAAUUGUUGUAACAUCAACUUCAUUCCAGAACGCAGUGGCAAAUUCUUUGCCACUGUGUGAAAAAAAAGUAUUUGACGAGGCAAUAGAAAUUUUUAGUUCUUAUUUA